AUGAGCGAGUUUGGGAAAUGCGUCCAGGGUCCUGGGAUCGAGCCCCACAUCGGGCUCCCCGCUCGGCGGGAAGUCUGCUCCUCCCUCUCCCACUCCCCCUGCUUGUGUUCCCUCUCUCGCUGUGUCUCUCUCUGUCAAAUAAAUAAAAUCUUUAAAAAAAAAAAAAAAAAAGAAAGAAAUAUUUUGGAGGAUAUUGGUUGUAAAGCAGUGCUGUACAUUUUUAGGGUGACAUGGGGUGCUUGUAUUUGCACUUCUUCGCUACCGAGUACAUCUCAGGCCAUUAUUAUCAGUCCCGCUCAUUCCAAGUGGGCAUGGCUCAAGCCCAGAUUCUUCACACACAUUCUGCCCUUGUUGAUUUAUUCCUGGAUAAGCAGUGUGCUAAUGAACGCGUGCGUGAUCAUAAGUACUCCUGCCACCCACAGUUCCACUGAAGCUGGACUCGUGUAUUGUCUGAUGUUCUGUAAAACAAGACGGUUCACAUACCAUUCAGUGUUGUUUCAAAGUGUCAUGUUUAUGCUAGAUUUCUUCUUUUUGCUCUUCAUGAUUUGGGCCAGUUUCCACAUGGUGAUUGUCCUAUUCAGGCAUCACAAGACACCCACGCAUAUCCACAGUCCCAGCCUCUCUCCACAGUCUUUUCCCGAGACAAAAGCCACCCAUACUAUCCUCUUGCCAGUGAGCUGCUUUGUUUUCUUCUGUGGGACUAACUUGGGUCUUUCCAUUCAUAUGAACUCUAUAUAUGAGAAAAACCUGAUGCUGGCGAUCCAGCACUAGUUUUCUUUCAU
Mirounga angustirostris (Northern elephant seal) is the source of this 782-nucleotide messenger RNA. Its product is annotated as vomeronasal type-1 receptor 45-like. The transcript is spliced from 2 exons. The record is from RefSeq and is a predicted model, not a curated record. Gene Ontology annotation, biological process: G protein-coupled receptor signaling pathway. Gene Ontology annotation, molecular function: pheromone receptor activity. NCBI's taxonomy places the organism in Eukaryota, Metazoa, Chordata, Mammalia, Carnivora, Phocidae. Gene Ontology annotation, cellular component: membrane. The coding region runs from base 1 to 771 and encodes 256 amino acids.